GCAGAAGACCCUUCACGAAUCCUCUACAGCAACCCUGCAGCCCCAGACCGGGUCAUGUUCAGCCCAACAUGGAAGCCACAUGCCACGCCCAACUUUGUUUUGGUUGGUUUUGCGCCUUGCGGGCAGCUGCGCCAGAUCUUGGCUGUGUUGGAUUCAGCCGGGCCCAAGUCAAUCUGCUUGCUUUUUUUUGGCCCAAAGGUUUUGAGCCGAGAGGCAGUCGAGAAGGAAUUGCAGAAACUUGAGAAAUACCAGCAGUUCUUUUUGCGAUCAGUUGCCUACCAAGACUGUGGCAUCCCAGCUGUUGGUGGGGGUUGGGUCGCCGCUUUGAGGCUGAAACCAGUGGAAGUAGACUCGUCACUCAGACAGGCGGUUGAUCGGACGAUAGACUCCUUGCAAGAAUUUUUGGCUGCGAGCCGAGUUCGCCUUGAAGAAGUUGUUCAGAAAAAGAAGUCUGACAUGGUGACUGGUGAGUUUCUAAUUUGGCAAAAGCGGGCGGGGGGGAAGAGGCAGCGUACUGCGGCGGACUUUGCUGCGGGCAGUGAACGCCAUUUGCCGGCUUCUUUUGCCAUUUCUGAUGAGCAGCAACAGCAGAUCCAGAACCUCCAGCAGCUACCCGGCCAGUGUGCCCCGUUGCUUGAGCUUCAUUCCAAGAUGUUGUUCCAUCGCGCCGCCUUGUGGCAAAAUAAACCAAGGGCCAUGCUUGUGGCUGAUGCGUCUUGUAGCAAGUGGGCCUCUCACCAGAUCUAUUGUUCUGAGUUGCCACCCUUGAAGCCUCGGUCCACAUUGCUUGCGCUCUCCGAAAGCGAGAAAUUGAGGUUGUUGACUUGCCAGGAGACUUUGGCCGCCAAGGGGUAUCAACUUGGCUCCGUGAAGCUGCAGCUUUUGACUUUGCCGGCUGCGCAAGCAGCUUGCUUUUCCGCACCUCCCGUUGGUCUGAAUGGGCUGGCGUUCGCCGCCACAGGUUGUGUCCAGCUCAUGCGCAACCGCCACUUCCCACCAGAUGCUGACAACUUGUUUUGGCAGGAGACUAUUGUUGUUCGAGCAACGAGCUUGGCAGAGCCCCCCGAGCCGGGCGCCUUUGAAGUUUUGAACGGCGAUGCGUACAGAGCUGCUUUUUGGAUCAGUUGGGGCGCGGCCGACAAAACCAACAAGAAGGAGCGCGAGAAGUUUCUUAAGCUGGCCAGGUGUGUGCGAGCGACGCAGCAGAUGCUCUUACUCUGCCGGAAGUUUGCAGCGAUUGCGUUGGUGGAGAACAUGCUGAAGAACUUGUCUAUGGCGCAUACGCCGGAUGCUUUGGAGAAGUGGUUUGGAGAAGGGAAGAUUCAAGGCAUGAAGGCCGCUACUAUUGGCAAGUGCUUGCGGGUUCACCGCCGCAUCAUGUCAUGUGGAGACCCUCGUAUGCUAGAGAUCAUCAGCAAGUUUGACGAGCUUUACGCAAGCCGACAUGUUCUUGCGCAUUUGCAGGGCUUGGAGCUGCUGACAACUAAAUGCCACAUUGCCAACAAUCCAGCCGUGUCCAGCCAGCUGCUUCUUCGGUGUGCAGAGCAUAUUUACUUAGACGUGAUGUCUGGUCAGCUUAGCCCUGAUGAAAGCAAGGCAGGAUUGCAGGCUUGCGUCAACCGCUCGCUCUUGAAGAGGCGUGUGUGCCACUACCUCAUCAAGAAGCUCACUGUUCCUGAUGAGUUUGGUGGCCACCGUGCGUUUGCAGAUUCGUUCGCUUCCAUGGGGAAGUUCAAAGAAAGUGGGUUCGAUAGCAUGAACUCAGCCGCAUGGCUGUCAGAUUUGCCACCGUUCCAAGUCGAGGCUGUCGCUUUUAUGGCCAAAAUCUUGCGGCGUUCCCCAGCGUUGGAUGAGGUGUGGAUGGCUUUGGUUGGCAAGGACCCCACGAUUCAAGCUGAGGUUGCUUUGACGUCGUCGGAGUUCAAGCAUGCAGGCUUCUUUGACUUGGAGGGGGUUCUUGCUGGAAAAGAGGAGUGGCUGAGUCAGAAGAGGGCGCAGCUUCAUCCAAGUCCUGCUGAGCCUGCCCCAGUAGCUCCCCCUGCAGCAGAGGAGACGCGCGACCAAGAAAGUGACAAGCCCCUUGAAUCUGAGCCAGCAGCUGAGACUAAAGCGGCCAUGGAGGACAGGGCUCUUCAAAGUUUGGUCAAGUUUGAUCGCAGCAAGCUCGAGAGCUGA
Durusdinium trenchii is the source of this 2175-nucleotide messenger RNA. The record is from the annotation of a GenBank genome assembly. Lineage: Eukaryota; Dinophyceae; Suessiales; Symbiodiniaceae.